Suillus bovinus is the source of this 2360-nucleotide messenger RNA. Its product is annotated as Sodium/hydrogen exchanger family-domain-containing protein. Gene Ontology annotation, molecular function: sodium:proton antiporter activity. The transcript is spliced from 14 exons. Bases 288 to 1997 code for a protein of 569 amino acids. Lineage: Eukaryota; Fungi; Basidiomycota; Agaricomycetes; Boletales; Suillaceae. The record is from RefSeq and is a predicted model, not a curated record. Gene Ontology annotation, biological process: regulation of membrane potential; sodium ion export across plasma membrane; intracellular potassium ion homeostasis. Gene Ontology annotation, cellular component: plasma membrane.
CUGGGUGAACCAUUUCAGGAAUGGGUCUUCUUAUCGCUAAUGAAUUCGGUCUCGUUUUCAACUGCCGUUAGGGUCCUUUCAAAGUCAUAGGCAUCGUACUUAUUCGACGACUUUGCAGGGCCAUCUCAUGGCAGGGCUUUUCACGGCAUUACUGCACGUGGUGAGCUUGGUAUCACAAAUAAAUACUUGGUAAGAUUGACAGCCUGAGAGGCUCUUUUCUUUACUACACUCAUCACCUCUUCAAAAGGCUCAUCCAAAGAUUCUAUCACCCAUUUCUUUCAAUCUUAAUGGAUUUAGAUUUACUGCAAGUGUCCCCGCCAUCAUUGGCGUACAUUUGUCUUGGUGGUUUUGUAGUCUUGUUCUCCAUGAUAUCCCUCCUGGUAAAAGAGAAGCUUUAUAUCAACGAAGUCGUUCUUGGAACCGGCUUCGGAGUCAUCAUAGGCCCUUACGUCGCCAAUGUAUUCACACCCCGCACAUGGGGUGCCUUGGAAAACACCAUAACAUUGGAGGUAAUGCGCAUCGUCCUCGCCACCGGCUUGUUCGCAGUUGGAGUCGAAUUGCCAUGUGCAUAUAUGAAAGAACAUGCAAAAAGCUUGCUCGUAAUCGUCGUGCCCACCAUGGCCUUUGGCUGGGUCGUUGUCGCUGCCGUCAUACAGGCGCUUUUCCCGGAGCUCAAUUACAUUUCAUCUCUUUGCAUUGCUGCCUGUUUGACUCCUACGGAUCCCGUCACAUGUGCUGCCAUCACCCGCGGUAAAUUUGCCACUAAACAUGUCCCUGUGAAUAUCCGUCGGAUAUUGUCUGCGGAAUCCGCAGCAAAUGAUGGUCUUGCCUACCCGUUUCUUGCGAUAUCCAUAUACCUCACUGUAGAGACGUCCGUUCGAACCGCUUUCGGCAAGUGGUUCCUGGUCGGAUGGCUAUACCAGGUCAUACUUGGCACUGUUUUAGGCGCCGUUCUUGGCCUUCUAUUUUCGAAGCUCAUGAAGAUAUCCCAUAAUAGGGGCUUCAUAGAUCGUGAAUCAUAUGUGGCACAGUACUUGGCUCUGUCCAUCUUCACCAUCGGAAUCGCAAGUACCAUCGGUGCAGAUGAUCUUCUUGCAGCAUUCGCAGCAGGUUCUGCAAUUUCUUGGGACGGUCACUUCAAUGUACAAACAGAGAAUGAUGUAUUCUCUUCCGUGAUAGACUAUGUCCUCAACUGUGGCUGCUUCAUCUACAUUGGUGCUUGGCUACCUCUUGAGGCCUACAACUCUCCCGAAUAUGGUAUCACGCCUUGGAGGCUCGUUCUCCUUGUGAUUGUUAUUUUGGUUCUGAGGCGAAUUCCUCCCUUAUUGGCGCUCUACAAGUUUGUCCCCGAGAUUGCUACCUGGAAGGAAGCAUUAUUCUCUGGCCACUUUGGUCCAAUGGGAGUCAGCGCAGUUUUCGUGUCUGCUUUAGCUCUUACGCGUCUACCCACCCCGGAACACCCACCGGCGAAUCAAGCACAGUACCUCGCAGCAACUAUCCAGCCUAUUGUCUCCUUUGUCGUGCUCGGUUCUAUUAUCGUUCAUGGCUUGUCUAUCCCAUUCUUUAACAUAGGCCGCGGCGUACGCUCUCGCACGGUUUCGUUGACCACCUCAUGGACCAGCCGUAAUCGUGUUAUAGUCCCGGAUUGGAUUCUUUGGGCCCGCCGUGCUCCCGAUAUUGUGGAGUCAGCUGUGGAUGAAGAUGUAGAACGAGGCUCCACCAAGACUCCUAAAGACACCGUUGAAUCUACUGUGGAUAUUCCAGUUACUGGUCCCCCGGGUGUCGUAACCUUCCAGGAUGUUCUUGCGGAUAUCGACUCAGUCAUGACCAGACGUCAUGGUCGUAGUGAAGAUGACUUCUCUCCAGAACUGGUGCAGGUUGACACUGUCAACAAACCCCCUGGACCAGUGAUUCUGGAUAAUGGUGCUUUGGAUGAUAAUCGGAUUCAGAUUUCACGAUUCGCCAUGUUACAUACGAUACGCUACGGGCCACGUUGAAACCCAUAUUUCCCCUUCUGCACUCCUUACUGCUUCUUCCCUGUUCAUUUACCUUCCACUUUCCCUUGGGGUGGGAAUAAUGACAUGUACACAUUUGCAAAGAUGUUACCCCUCGGGGUACCAAUGCCCGUGCAAAGGAUAGUCAAGUGUGGAUGAUCAGAGGAUGAAUAAACAAGCGGGUAUGUAUGCGGCGAAUGGUCCAAACACUAUAAAACCUCUAAACUAUAAGAUACAUAUGCAAUGGCGCAGGUUAGCCCUGGGUAUGAACUAUUGAUAUAGUAUGUGUAUACGGAGGUGUACGUAGAGACGAUGAAAUCAACUGGAGUGAAUCAUUCAUUCAAAAGGAUUCGUGCGUCCAGCCUG